Molecule: messenger RNA, 207 nt
Organism: Peronospora matthiolae
Lineage: Eukaryota; Oomycota; Peronosporomycetes; Peronosporales; Peronosporaceae
Source: the annotation of a GenBank genome assembly
AUGGACAUGGAAGAGGGCUCCGGGCUAUCAUGCCAGUCCAACGGGGGCCAGAUCACGUUCGUGGUCACAUUCAAGGCGGCAACGGCUGCCCAAGGAACGACGCCCGCGACACCGCGCGAGUUUAUCCGCAUCAGCCUGCCUCGCUUCCGUGGUGGUACAGCAACAGGCUGGCUGCAGUGGCUGCCUCAAUUUGAGCGCAUUGUAUAA